Messenger RNA from Adineta ricciae, 1434 nucleotides. Lineage: Eukaryota; Metazoa; Rotifera; Eurotatoria; Adinetida; Adinetidae. The record is from the annotation of a GenBank genome assembly.
AUGAUAUAUGUUACAGAGAACAAUAGUAGUAUAUCUGACAAUAUACCUUACAUACCAAAACCAUUAGAUUUGCCAGAACGAGUGAGCACACAAUCGUUAUAUUUACCAUUACAAGAAACAAAAGUGACUGCGAGUGAAGAGGAACAAGAUUUUAUAAAAAAUAAUUAUGUGGCGAGAACGUUAUUAAACCAACCAGAACUACCACCAUUAACUUGGUGGAAUUGGUACAAGAAAAUUGAUUGGCCAAAGCUGAUUGUACUGGGAAGUGAGCCUUUUAUUGCAUCUUACGGUAUUUACAGCACACCCUUCAUGUGGCAAACGGCUCUUUUCACCUUUAUUUGGGGUGUAUUAACUGGCCUUGGUAUUACAGCUGGUUAUCAUCGUCUAUUUGCUCACCGAUCAUACGAAGCUUGUUUGGCUUUACGUUAUAUCUUGGUUACAUUGGCUGCUGGUGCUGUUCAAGGAUCUGUUCAUUGGUGGACACGUGGACAUCGAGCUCAUCAUCGAUACACAGAUACCGAUCUCGAUCCAUACAAUGCACAUAAAGGUCUUUUUCAUUCACACAUUGGUUGGCUAUUGUUCAAGCCAUGUCGCAGUAUUGGUACUGUUGAUACGAGUGAUCUUGACCGUGAUCCAAGUGUUCAAUGGCAACAUAAACAUCUUCUUGUCUUGAACGUGACUAUGGGUUUUGUUGUGCCUACGCUUGUAUGUGGCCUUGGGUGGAACGACUAUCGUGGCGGUUAUUUCUUUGCCAGUGUUCUUCGUCUUUUGAUCGUUCAUCAUGCCACAUUCUGCGUUAAUUCAUUGGCGCACUAUUUAGGUGAUACACCUUUCGACGACCGACACACACCUCGAGAUCAUUUCAUUACUGCUCUCGUCACACUUGGAGAAGGUUAUCAUAAUUUUCAUCAUGAGUUUCCAUCGGAUUAUCGUAAUGCAACACGUUGGUAUCAGUACGAUCCAACUAAAUGGGCAAUCAAUAUUUUCAAGAUGCUUGGUCUAGCUAGUAAUCUGAAGAGAUUCUCCGAAAAUGAGAUUCAAAAAGGUCGCUAUGGUAUGUUACAAAAAACACUGGACAAAUUUGGACAAACGAUUGUAUGGCCUAAGAAUAGUACGAUGUUACCUAUAAUUACCUUUGAAGAAUAUCAGGAGUUGGCAGUGAAAGAUACUGAUCGUGCACUUAUUCUGAUUGCCGGCUUCAUUCAUGAUGUCAGUAAGUUUAUUGAUUUACAUCCCGGUGGUAUGGCACUACUCAAGAAUCAAGUGGGCAAAGAUGCUACAGUUUCAUUCUAUGGUGGUGUACAUGAUCAUAGUACUGCAGCGCACAAUACACUUGCCAUGAUGCGUGUUGCUAUCUGCAAGCACGGCGGUGAUGUCGAAUAUUUGAAGAAACGACUCGGCCAUGCAGCUACUCCAUCUCCAAUAUGGACGUAA